AUGACAUCCCGAAGUAACAUCGAAAGAAAACAUUCGAUACAUUUUUUUCUUUGCGUUCUCCUUUUAAGUCCUAUCGUACUUGGGCAUUCAUUCAUACUGGCCAUUGAAGGGGCUAAUGGACAUCGAUCGAGCGGAUUUGGGACACGUUUCACCACUCGUGGUACAUUGACUCAAUUCACUGGGAUCAUUAAGGAGGAAGAGAUAAAAACAGGCGCAGUUACACCUUGUGGAAGGAUUUUUGGAGGUGACUCGAUGAAGGGAUUCGUGGUAAAUAUUCAGGAAGAAUUCCGACGAGCCGAAAAUGAUGGUCUUCCCCUCGCUCGUCAUGACGGCUCUUUAGUCAUGAGUGUUUUUGUACACAACCGGGAUGGUGCCGGUCCUUUUGCUUGUGAUUAUUCAGCAGAUCUGACCAUGAAGUCCUUGAAACCUAUGACCAUCAGUCACCAAAUAGAGGGUGAUAAGGGUAUAAAUGAGGCGAGUAAAGACUUUGUGUAUCCUUUAACUUCGGUCUUUCCACCUGAGGCGGUGUGUUUAGGAGGUAAAACAAAAGAUGCGUGUGUGAUAAGAUGUGUGAAUCCAAAAGGGUUUGGCUCUUGUGCUGCCGUUCGGCUCAAUCGUCAAGCUUUUUCAAACAAAAUAAUUUAUCCGCCCCCACAGAAGGCAAAUAAUCCUCUCCAACCUUUGCGCACGAACCCUUUCGAUCCGGCCAUUGCCAACACCCAUAAUCCGAACAAGAAUGUACCUAUCAACACCACUCACCAAACGAAGAGACCGCCUACCACCUCCGCCAAAAAUUCCAAUCUGCCUAUCAUUUCCCCCAAUCAAAAGGCCAGACUGCCUCCCACCUCUGCCGAGAAUACCGAACUGCCUAUCACUUCCGAAGAUCAAAAAGCCGUAUUGCCUUUCAUCUCCGUCGAUCAAAACAUCACGCUGUCUGGCAUCAACUCCGAAAAAGAUAUGAAAAUAAUCACUGCUAAGUCUCUUGGCGGCCCUGAGCCAUAUGAAUAUCCUAAUGAAGCAGAUGGAUAUCCUAAUGAGUCAAAUCAAUAUCCCAAUGAUCCAAAUCAAUAUCCUAAUGAGUCAAAUCAAUAUCCUAAGCAGUCAAAUCAAUAUCCUAAGCAGUCAAAUCAAUAUCCUGAUGCGCCAAUCAAGUUUGCUUCAGGAGACUUCGUUUGA
Melampsora larici-populina 98AG31 is the source of this 1176-nucleotide messenger RNA. RefSeq lists its product as uncharacterized. The record is from RefSeq and is a predicted model, not a curated record. The transcript has 3 exons. The coding region runs from base 1 to 1176 and encodes 391 amino acids. Lineage: Eukaryota; Fungi; Basidiomycota; Pucciniomycetes; Pucciniales; Melampsoraceae.